Molecule: messenger RNA, 2801 nt
Organism: Aphis gossypii (cotton aphid)
Lineage: Eukaryota; Metazoa; Arthropoda; Insecta; Hemiptera; Aphididae
Product: protein disulfide-isomerase TMX3-like
Exons: 12
Coding region: 310-1602 (430 amino acids)
Biological process (GO): peptidyl-cysteine oxidation
Cellular component (GO): endoplasmic reticulum
Molecular function (GO): protein disulfide isomerase activity
Source: RefSeq, a predicted model, not a curated record
CACCUACUAAUACACCAAGUUGUACUUACUACUUUUCCACUUUUUAAUUAUUAUGUCAAUAAUCAACGUUGGUCUGUUAUGUAAUUAUGUAACGAGAUUACUUUCAGACUACAGUUCAGUUUUAAACUAUUCUAAUAAUGCAUAAAUAUUCUAUUAAAUUUUAUAGUUUGAGAAAUUUGUGAAAUCAAUAAAAUUUCUGUCAAAUGCAAUUGAUUUUCAAACAUUUAAUUUUGAGCUGAGUAGUAUUAUAGCAUAAUAUAUACCUAAAAAAUUUCUUAACAUUUUUUAUAGUAGAAAUAUAGUACAAAUAUGUUGAUCUCUAAUAUAUUAACUGCAAUUUAUUCUAUGGUUUUUAUUGUAUCUACUAUUCUACUAAAAGACGUACAUUCAUCAAGAGUAUUGGAACUUAGUGAUGGGUUCAUCGAAAUGAAAAAUGAUGGACAUUGGUUUAUACUGUUUUAUGCUCCGUGGUGUGGCCAUUGUAAGAGAUUAGAGCCUAUUUGGCGACAUGUUGCUCAAGCAUUACACCACUCUGAUAUAAGAGUUGGAAAAAUAGAUUGUACUAGAUACAAAAGAGUAGUUUCAGAGUUUGGAUUGACGGGGUAUCCUACAAUAAUGUUCUUUAGAGAUAGAGAAGGUGAAUUUAAAUUUAAUAGUGAACGAUCUACAGAAGAAAUGGUUCAUUUUGCAAAGCGAUUAGCUCGUCCUCCUGUUCAAGAGGUCACCGAUAGUAAAGACAUUGAAAUGCUCAAACAAACUUAUAAAAACUUCUUUAUGUAUAUUGGAAAAAGUGUUGGCCAUACUUGGGACCUAUAUUUUGAUUUGGCAAAACAGUAUCAAGCCCAUUCUUAUUUUUAUAUUACUCCUGAAAUAACUGGAAAACAGCAUUUUGUUUUUGGAGAAACUCCUGCAAUUGUUGUGUAUAAAGAGGAACAACACUACUCUUUCAAUGCUGAAGAAUGGGAUAUGGACUUCAAUACAAGCUUAACACAAUGGAUAAACACCGAGAGAUUUGAUACUUUUGUAAAAGUAACUCGAUCAAAUAUUCACCAUAUGUUGGAGACCAACAAGUAUUUAGUUUUAGCAUUAGUGGAAGAGAAUAAAAUUGAAAAGUUACCUCCACACCAUUCAGAGUUUCUUCAAAUGGUAGAAUCAGUGAUUGUUAAGAAUAGAGAACGUUUUCAUAGGGACUUUCAAUUUGGAUGGAUUGGUUCACCAGAUUUUGCCAAUUCUAUUAUAUCAUCAGAUGUAACCUUGCCAUCAUUAAUAAUUUACAAUUCAUCUACUAGACAUCAUCAUUUUCCAGAAGAAAAACCACAUGAACUAUCACCAGAAUCAAUUACUUUAUUUUUAGAAGCUGUUAGAAAUCAAUCAGUAAAGGCUUAUGGAGGAAGUGGUGUAUUUAUACAAAUGUAUAGAAUGUAUUAUGAGACUAAGAAGUCCUUAGUAAAUAUUUGGGUCAGUAAUCCUGCAGUCGCUAGCGUUUUAUUUGGAUUACCUUUAGGCUUCUUGCUACUAAUAUGCUAUUCUACAUGUUGCACAGACAUUAUGGAUGCCAGUGAUGAUGAUGAUGAUGAUGUACAUCACGAGAAAAAAGAAUAAGGUACUCAUUCAAAAACAUACAUUUAUUAACAGCUGUUAAUAUGUUGAACAAAUAUUUAAAAACAAUAAAUGACACAUAAAAUAACUAGUUAUAUACAUAUUGUUCAUGUUUAUAUAUGUACACAUACAAAAUAAUUUAAAAAAAAUAGCUAAGAUUAUAUUAAGUUUCAGUAUCUAUAUAAAUCCUACUAAUUAUAUAGUAUAUACAUUAAUUCUAUUGGCUAUUUUACUAUUUAAUCAAUUCUGUAUAAUAUACUAUGAUCUACUACACAUAAUUUAAUAAUAGAUUAUGAAUUUAAUAUUUUCCAACUUUGAGUGAAUGUUGAAUUUUGUUUUAAAUUAAGAUGCUAUAAAUUAUUUUAUUUUUAUCAUAAUUUUGUGACCACAAUGGCAUUUCAAUACUGUAGCUUAUUUUUUAAUGUAAACUCUAUCUUUAAGUUUGCUUAAAAGUGUUAAAUAUAAAUGUAUUAUAAAUAUACUUCUAUUGUGCUUAGUUUAUAUCACAUUAUUAAUUUUUAAACUUUCCAAGUUAUUAAUAUUAAUUAUAUUAGACUUAUUGUUGGUUACUAAAAACUUUGGUUAGUAUAUCAAAUAAAAUAAUCUUUUUAAAUAUAUUAAAAAUAAAAAUAAAAUAAAAGACUGAGUCAAAAUUUUGAUUAAAAUAAUAAUGAUUAAUUUAAAUUAUUCAAAAUAUCCUAGUUGUAGAAGAGAGAAGAAGUAGGAACAACAAUUAUAAUUUAUUACUCAUCAUUAAUAUUUCAAUUAAUUUAAAAUUAAAUAAUUAUUAAUUUUAUUAAUUUUAAACCGAAUUAUAAAUUAAAUAAGUAUAAUAUAUCUGUAUUUUAUGUCAACCAUUCAAUAAGUCCAUAAAAAUCAUUAACUUUAACUAUUUUAGCAAAUUUAUAGCAAUGAUAAUAUAUAAUAUAUUAUGGAUGUAUCACGCUAUGUUAAUUUUUCUUGUAGAUUAAUAACUAAAAUACAUUUGCCUAAAAAAUGUAUUCUAUACUGUAUUGCUACUUAAAAAUGUUUAUUUUAUCUAGUCAAUUUUGUAUUAUUUAUUUUAUUCUUUGUUUCUAUGUGUAAACACUUAAUUUUGUUGUAAGUUUAUUAGUUUUAAUUUAUAACCUUUGAUUAUUAUAUAAGAAAUACUAGUACAUUAUAUUCCAAAAUAAAUUUAAACUUGGUGGGUGAAAUCUUAA